AUGCCGCGCCGCAGCUACACCCCCGAAGAAUCCACCGCGCAACUACCGUCACACCGCGAUUCAAACCCCCACGAAUCACGCACCCACAAGAAACACCACCGCUCGCACCGCUCGCGCUCCCCCCGUCGCGACGAUGACACGCACCGACACAAGCGGCACCGCUCGCGCUCACCCGCCGCACCCCGACCCAUAGACCUACCCUACAAAGCAAAGCCUUUAUCAAAGCGCCACUACGACGACUACAAACCGCUCUUCCAAUCCUACCUCGACAUCCAGAAGUCCAUCCAACUCGACAGCCUAGACGAGCGGGAAACAAAAGGCCGAUGGAAGAGCUUCGUUAGUCGCUGGAACAGGGGGGAGCUAGCAAGGAGUUGGUACGAUCCGUCCAUGUUGAAGACGGCGAAGGAGACGGUGCAGACGUAUCGUGCGACUUCGCCUAUAGCGCCUAGGAAAAGAGCGUCGCCUAGCUAUGCACAGAGGGAUGGGGAAGAAGGUUCAGAUGCAAGCGACGACGACUUCGGUCCCGCACCGCCUACGCACCUCCCCCGACAUACCGGCCACGGUCCCACAAUCCCCAACAUGGACGACCUAACCCUCCGCAACGAACUCGUCUCCGAAGACCGCGCGCAUGGCCAAUCAAACUACAUCGACGACAUCCGACACGCCCGCAAAACGGAUCGGAAAUCGCAGAAAGAGGCUCUAGACGACCUCGUCCCCCGCGCGGACCCCAACUCCCGUGAACGCCAACUAGAGAAGAAACGCGAAACGACAUCCACUCUAAACUCCUUCCGCGACGCCAAAGAAGCAGGGGAGGUAGAUGUGCCGGAGUCAGACUUGAUGGGCGACGACGGCAUAGACGUGUACAAGAAGAAGAAGAAAGAGCAAGAACGGCAGAAGAAUGAGAGGGAGAUACGGAGGGAGGAGAUUGCGCGGGCGAGGGAGGCGGAGAGGAAUGAGAGGCUGGCGGAACGGAGGGAGAAGGAGGCGGGGACUAUGGAGUUUCUGAAGAGGAUUGCCGCAGAGAGAUUUGGGUAG
This is a messenger RNA of Alternaria incomplexa, 1035 nucleotides long. RefSeq lists its product as uncharacterized. Lineage: Eukaryota; Fungi; Ascomycota; Dothideomycetes; Pleosporales; Pleosporaceae. Bases 1 to 1035 code for a protein of 344 amino acids. The transcript has a single exon. The record is from RefSeq and is a predicted model, not a curated record.